CUGACUGGCGGCACUGACUGGCACAACCCCUGGGCACUGACUGGUGGCACUGACUGGCAGCACUGCUGGGCUGCACUGGUGGGUGGCACUGGUGGGCAGCACUGGUGGGUGGGCACAGGUGGGUGGCAAUGGUGGGCACAGGUGGGUGGGCACAGGUGGGUGGCACUGGGUAGGUGGCACUUCUGGGCACAGGUAGGUGGCACUGCAGAGUAGCACAGUGGGUGCACUGCUGGGCACAGGUGGGUGCACUGCUGGGCACAGGUGGGUGAUCUGCUGGGCACAGGUGGGCGGAGCUAGUGGGCGCACUGCUGGGCACAGGUGGGCGGAACUUGCGGGUGGCACUGCUGGGCACCGAUCAUCAGGGCACUGAUCAUCAGUGCCCUGAUGAUCGGUGCCGAUCCCCGCUCUGACAACUGCCGGUUCUCGGCAGUACUUUCCUCACGAUCUGACAGCGUGAGGAAACGUGUCAUUGGACACCACUGAUCAC
This is a messenger RNA of Staurois parvus, 487 nucleotides long. NCBI's taxonomy places the organism in Eukaryota, Metazoa, Chordata, Amphibia, Anura, Ranidae. The record is from the annotation of a GenBank genome assembly.